CCACCAUGCCUGAGACCUUCGUCAAGCAGUUCGACACCCCCGCCUUUAAGGGCGAGGUUAGCUGCCCCCUGGGCCUCUACAUCAACGGCAAGUUCGUUGACGGCUCGAACAACACCACCAUCGAUGUCAUUAACCCGUCGAACGGGAAGCUCAUCACCAAGAUCAGCGAGGGCACGCCCAAGGACCUCGAUCUCGCCGUCGAGGCCGCGCAGAAGGCGUUCGACACCACCUGGGGUCUCCACACCACCGGUGUCCAGCGCUCGCGCCUCCUGAACAAGCUCGGCGACUUGAUGGACAAGCACGCGGACAACCUCGCUGCGCUCGAGGCCCUUGACAACGGCAAGACGUUCAGCUGGGCGCGGAAGACCGACAUCGACCACUCGAUCCGCUGCAUCCGCUACUACGCCGGCUGGGCGGACAAGAUCCACGGCCAGACGAUCGAGACGUCCGAGGCCAAGCUCACGUACACCCGCCACGAGCCCAUCGGCGUCGUCGCCCAGAUCAUCCCCUGGAACUUCCCUCUGCAAAUGAUGGCAUGGAAGAUCGGUCCCGCGCUCGCGACCGGCUGCACGGUUAUCCUCAAGCCCUCGGAGUUCACGCCCCUGACCGCGCUCUACAUGGCGAAGCUCGUCGACGAGGCCGGUUUCCCUGCGGGUACCUUCAACCUCGUCAACGGCUACGGCGCGACCGUUGGUCAGGCGAUGGCGGACCACCACGGGAUCGAGAAGAUCGCCUUCACCGGCAGCACGCUCGUUGGCCGCAAGAUCAUGGAGGCCGCGGCCAAGUCGAACCUGAAGAAGGUCACGCUCGAGCUUGGCGGCAAGAGCCCGAGUAUCGUCUUCGACGACGCCGACCUCCAGCAGGCCGUCCAGUGGGCCGCCUUCGGUAUCUACUACAACCACGGCCAGUGCUGCUGUGCGGGAUCGCGUAUCUUCGUGCACGAGAAGAUCUACGACGAGUUCCUCACCCGCUUCACCGACUACGUCAAGACCCUCAAGGUCGGCGACCCCUUCGACCCCGACGCGUUCCAGGGCCCCCAGGUCUCGCAGCAGCAAUAUGAUCGCAUCAUGGGCUACAUCGAGUCGGGCAAGAAGGAGGGUGCGACGGUCCACUACGGGGGCGAGCGGAUCGGCGAGGAGGGCUACUACAUCCGGCCGACGAUCUUCACGGAGACGAAGCCGCACAUGAAGAUCGUCCAGGAGGAGAUCUUCGGCCCCGUGUGCGUGGUCGUCAAGUUCAAGGACGACGACGACAUCGUCGCCCAGGCGAACGACACCAUCUACGGUCUCGCCGCGUCGGUAUACUCCCAGAACGUCACCCGCGCGCUCUCGACCGCGCACAAGAUCCGCGCGGGCACCGUCUGGGUCAACACCGCGAACAUGCUCUACCCGCAGGUCCCCUUCGGCGGCUACAAGCAGUCCGGUAUCGGUCGCGAGCUGGGCUCGUAUGCUCUGGAGAACUACACCGCCGUCAAGUCUGUGCAGGUCAACCUUCACCUCAGCCUCUCAUGAGCGUCUGGUCUCGGUUCGAAAUCGAAGUCUCUACGCGCGCCUCUGUAAUAUGGUAUUGCCGUCUGUACAUGUUGUAUUCAUAGUUCACUUGCAAACAAGGGCGUUUUCCUGGUCAAACGUAA
Trametes versicolor FP-101664 SS1 is the source of this 1633-nucleotide messenger RNA. Its product is annotated as aldehyde dehydrogenase. Bases 6 to 1511 code for a protein of 501 amino acids. Gene Ontology annotation, molecular function: aldehyde dehydrogenase (NAD+) activity. The transcript is spliced from 7 exons. Lineage: Eukaryota; Fungi; Basidiomycota; Agaricomycetes; Polyporales; Polyporaceae. The record is from RefSeq and is a predicted model, not a curated record.